Molecule: messenger RNA, 341 nt
Organism: Geodia barretti
Lineage: Eukaryota; Metazoa; Porifera; Demospongiae; Tetractinellida; Geodiidae
Source: the annotation of a GenBank genome assembly
AAUAAACAAGGAAGUGAAACUUGUUGUGUGGGAUACUUAUCACCUCUCCUUUACUACAUUGGCAGCAGUUUACUGCUGUGCUCUUAUAGCCAUGCCUUUGGAUUGCGGUGGCUCAGUGGGUGUUUGUUCAUAACACAGUGCGCUACUUCCAUUUGCACAUAUCUAUGAAAAGAAGAUGAAUCUCUGGCUAAGCAAGCUACUUGGCAUCUAGAGCUGUGACGAGCACCCAUCCUACCACAAACAAUAGACGAAAAGGCACGUUGCACGCAGCACCUGCAAAUCCAAGUGCAGACGGGUGCACGUGUGCGGACAAAGAAGGUUACUAAGGUCGUGUAAACUAA